AUUUGUAUUAUAAUUAUUUGAUAUUUACAUUAACUAGAAAACCAAUCACUUAACAAUGGGUAGAGUUAUUCGUAACCAAAGAAAAGGUGCUGGUUCAAUCUUCACCUCUCACACCAGAUUAAGAAAAGGUGCUGCUAAAUUAAGAACCUUAGAUUUCGCUGAAAGACAUGGUUAUAUUAGAGGGGUUGUUAAACAAAUCUUACAUGAUCCAGGUAGAGGGGCUCCAUUAGCUAAAAUUGUUUUCAGAGAUCCAUACAAGUAUAAAUUAAGAGAAGAAACUUUUAUUGCUAAUGAAGGUGUUUAUACUGGUCAAUUCAUUUAUGCUGGUAAAAAAGCUUCCUUAAAUGUUGGUAAUAUUUUACCUUUAGGUGCUUGUCCAGAAGGUACCAUUGUCUCCAAUGUUGAAGAAAAAGUUGGUGAUAGAGGUGCUUUAGGUAGAACUUCUGGUAAUUACGUUGUUAUCAUUGGUCAUAAUGCUGAUGAAGGUAAAACUAGAGUUAAAUUACCUUCUGGUGCUAAAAAAGUUAUCUCUUCUGAUGCUAGAGGGGUUAUUGGUGUUGUUGCCGGUGGUGGUAGAACUGAUAAACCAUUAUUAAAAGCUGGUAGAGCUUUCCAUAAAUAUAGAGUUAAGAGAAACUCUUGGCCAAAAACUAGAGGUGUCGCUAUGAAUCCAGUUGAUCAUCCUCAUGGUGGUGGUAACCAUCAACAUAUUGGUAAAGCUUCUACUAUCUCUAGAGGUGCUGUUGCCGGUCAAAAAGCUGGUUUAAUCGCUGCUAGAAGAACUGGUUUAUUACGUGGUACUCAAAAGACUCAAGAUUAGGUUUUGAUCUAUUUUAAACAUCAAUAAUAUUAAUAAAUAGUUUAUAAAAUAAUAAUAAUAAUUUAUGUCUAAAUAAAUCAAAUUAAAAAAAAUUUAAUCAUCAAAUAAAUAUAUAUACAUUAUAUCAAUUUUUAAAAAUAAAUUU
Scheffersomyces coipomensis is the source of this 965-nucleotide messenger RNA. It is a transcript of the gene RPL2, whose product is annotated as 60S ribosomal protein uL2. NCBI's taxonomy places the organism in Eukaryota, Fungi, Ascomycota, Pichiomycetes, Serinales, Debaryomycetaceae. The record is from RefSeq and is a predicted model, not a curated record. The coding region runs from base 56 to 820 and encodes 254 amino acids. Gene Ontology annotation, biological process: cytoplasmic translation. The transcript has 2 exons. Gene Ontology annotation, molecular function: structural constituent of ribosome; RNA binding. Gene Ontology annotation, cellular component: ribosome; cytosolic large ribosomal subunit.